AUGACCCGCGUAUCUCGCUGUCAGGAGAGCCCAAUGAGCCACCAGAUACACCAUCCAAGCCUGGGAGACCAACACUUGCAGAACCCAGACAACAGCAGAAUACAGGUUAGUUAUUCCGUGUUAAAUGGAUCAAAUCCAAAUCUUACAGAACAUUGUUGGUUGUGCUAUGGGAUAAGGCCACCUUUUUAUGAAGCCGUGGGAAUAGCAACACCAGUCCGGUACAUGGACGAUAUCAACCUGGCGCAAUGCAAAUGGAAGACAGAGAGGCAAGGAAUAACGUUAACGCAUGUGAGAGGGAGAGGGGUAUGUGUAGGUAAGGUUUCUGAGGAGAAGAGAAAACUGUGUAUAAAUGAUGGAAGGGGUUCUGAUAAGCUCAGAAGACCUGCAAAAUGGUUAUUACCAGCUGAAAACACUAAGUGGGUCUGUUCCAUUGUGGGAGUUACACCUUGGUUAGCCUUAGAUUAUUUUGAUGAAACUUUAGAAUUUUGUGUACAAGUAGCAGUAGUCCCCAAAAUUUUUUAUCACUCUGAAGAGUCUGUCUAUGAUGUGCAGGUCGUUUCGGACCACCACCUGUCUAAAAGAGAACCCUUUACCGCACUAACAAUAGCAAUGUUAAUGGCUUUAGGGGGAACAGGAGUAGCUACUGGAGUAACCUCACUAGUACAGCAAAGUAAAGAAUUUCAUGCUCUUAGAGCGGCAGUAGAUGAAGAUUUGGCUAGAAUUCAACAAUCGAUAAGUGCCCUUGAAAAGUCCUUGAGAUCGAUGUCGGAGGUAGUUUUACAGAACCGCAGAGGACUGUAUCUCAUGUAUUUAUAACGAGGCGGGGUGUGUGCUGCAUUAGGAGAGGAGUGCUGUGUGUAUGCAGAUCACACUGGAGUUGCCAGAGAUUCCAUGUCCGAACUCAGAGAUGGUUUAGAAAAGAGGAAGAAAGAUAGGGAAGCCCAACAAGGGUGGUUUGACUCAUGGUUUAAUCAUUCUCCGUGGUUAACCACCCUGGUAUCUACCCUUGCAGGACCAAUUGUAACAAUCAUUCUAGCACUGAUUUUCGGACCUUGCAUAUUGAACAGGCUCGUGUCUUUUGUCAAGAGCCGUUUGGAAAAGGUCAACAUUAUGUUAGUAGAAGCCCAACAGUUGUUGUAG
Messenger RNA from Dryobates pubescens (Downy woodpecker), 1140 nucleotides. RefSeq names its product MLV-related proviral Env polyprotein-like. The record is from RefSeq and is a predicted model, not a curated record. The transcript has 2 exons. Lineage: Eukaryota; Metazoa; Chordata; Aves; Piciformes; Picidae.